Pyrenophora tritici-repentis Pt-1C-BFP is the source of this 1821-nucleotide messenger RNA. Lineage: Eukaryota; Fungi; Ascomycota; Dothideomycetes; Pleosporales; Pleosporaceae. The record is from RefSeq and is a predicted model, not a curated record.
AUGUCGCCCACCGCAGUCGAUUCGAGCAACAAGAGAAAGAGGUCUCACAAGAGCAAAAAGGUCGCAGAAGUAGCUGUGCCGGCGCAUAAUGGCGUAGAGAAGGCGCGCAAGAAGGCUCGCAAGGAAAGAGAGGCCGAAGCCGUUGUGGAGGAGCCUAUUGUUGAAAACGAUACUGAAGAGGAAGAUAGCGACGAGGAGGCUGAGGAGAAAUCUGCAGAGGUAGACGUUGCUGAGGAGAACGAGGACAAGGACGACGAGGAUGAGGAUGUGGAAGCGCAAGACGAUGACGGCGACAACGAUGAUGCGCUAGCUCAACCAUCUGGUGCCGCUGGCAGCUCCGACCUCACCUCCGGAACGACCAUGCCCAUGGCGAACCCGACGGAAUUCGCAGAGCUUAACCUCUCUGAGCGGACAAGGCAGGCCAUUGACGGCAUGGGAUUCAAGACUAUGACGGAGAUCCAACAGAAAGCUAUCCCGCCUCUUCUUGCUGGUAGGGAUGUGCUCGGUGCGGCCAAGACUGGCAGCGGAAAAACGCUGGCCUUUCUCAUUCCUGCCAUAGAAAUGCUGUCACAACUGCGCUUCAAACCGCGCAAUGGUACAGGUGUCAUCGUUGUGUCGCCUACAAGGGAGCUGGCCCUGCAGAUCUUCGGAGUUGCGCGCGAGCUCAUGGAGCACCACUCACAAACAUUUGGUAUCUGCAUCGGAGGAGCCAAUCGAAGCGCCGAAGCCGAUAAAUUGAGAAAGGGAGUGAACCUACUCAUUGCCACACCUGGUAGGCUGUUGGAUCACUUGCACAACACGCAGGGAUUCGUCUUUAAGAACCUGAGAUCUCUCGUUAUCGACGAAGCAGACCGUAUCCUCGAGGUUGGAUUCGAAGAUGAAAUGAGGUCGAUCAUCAAGAUCUUGCCCACCGAGCGUCAAACGAUGCUGUUUUCUGCCACACAGACGACAAAGGUUGAGGAUCUCGCGAGAAUCUCGCUCAAGGCCGGUCCUCUUUACAUCAACGUCGACCACCGAGCCGAGCACAGCACUGUGCAAGGAUUGGAGCAGGGCUACGUCUUGUGCGACUCGGACACCAGAUUCAGACUCCUCUUCAGUUUCCUGAAGAAACACCAAAAGAAGAAGGUCAUUGUCUUCUUGUCGUCAUGCGCAUCUGUGGACUUUUACAGCGAAUUGCUCAAUUACAUCGACCUGCCUGUUUUGGGACUGCAUGGCAAGCUCAAGCAACAGGCGCGGACGAACCGCUUCUUUGAGUUUGUGAAUGCUCAGAGUGGCACGCUCAUUUGCACAGACGUCGCUGCUCGGGGUUUGGAUAUCCCCGAGGUGGAUUGGGUAAUUCAGUUUGACCCGCCAGACGACCCAAGGGAUUAUAUUCACCGAGUGGGACGAACUGCAAGAGGCGCCAACGGUAAAGGACGAAGUUUGAUGUUCCUUCUACCGUCAGAGGUUGGCUUCCUGAAACUGCUGAAGGAAUCGCGUGUGCCGCUUGUUGAGUUUGAGCUGCCAGCAAACAAGAUUCUGAAUAUUCAAUCUCAACUAGAAGCGCUCAUCUCGAAGAACUACUACCUCAACAAGAGCGCCAAAGAUGGGUACCGAUCAUAUCUCCAGAGUUAUGCUAGCCACAGCCUGCGUUCGGUCUUUGACGUGAACAAGCUUGACCUAGUAAAAGUUGCGAAGAGCUUUGGCUUCUCAACGCCGCCAAGGAUCGACAUCACUCUAGGAGCGGGGUUGAGUCGCGACAAGAAGGUAGAGGGCCGGAGAGCAUAUGGAAGCCAACCGCAGCAGGGACGGCGGCCCAUGAAGCCAGGCAAGAGGUUUUGA